AUGAGCGCAUCUCCUUCCGGCCAGUCAAACAAUCAAACCCCAACUCCUAAUGGCGGUCCUCCUCAAUUUGUCCGAAAGCAUAAAGCUACCGAUCCUUUGAGGCCCCGAAAGAAGCCUGUUCGACGACCAAACGUUCCUGCUGGCGCCGCCCCUCCGCGACCUAACGGCCCUGCGCCAGCUGCCCCAGUAAAUAGAUAUCCAGUCAAUGGCAUAUUACCGCCUCGAGGAGCUCCCUCACAAGCAGGGCCUGCAAAUGGUGCCGGCCCAUCAGCAACUGGCGGGUGGACAAAUGCUCCCACCCCAGGACAAUACACCGAUUUCCCGCUAUUCACGACCAAGCGAGCUAUGCGAGAGGGCUUAAGGUAUCAUAUUGCUAGGUUCUCUACGAAAAAGGAUGUCGAUCCCGCAAACCAAGCCGAGUUUACUCGCCCAGUUGUUCUGCAUAGAAGGGACCCCCGACAACCCCCACCGGGAAAGGGAAUGAAGGAUGAGGACAUGCUGACCGAUGUUCCAAUGGAUUCGAAGGAGAGAGAGAAGCUGGAGAUACUAAAAACAGAGAAAGAUGCCCGCAAGGCAGCGGAUCUCGCCCAGAUUGCACCGACAGGGAAUAAUGCCUCGGCUCUCGCAGCAAAGAAGAACCAAGCCUUUCGAAAUGAAAAGACCUCCCAAGUCUUCAGGCUGGAUAAGACAGCAGAGCAGAAGAAGGCUUCCGACUUGAGAUAUGAAGAAGCAUUGCCUUGGCACCUGGAGGACGCAGACAAUAAAAACACAUGGGUGGGAAGCUAUGAAGCCGCCCUUUCAGAUACUAAUGUCAUGUUUGUGAUCGAUGGCGCAAGGUUCAUUAUGGUUCCCAUUGAGAAAUGGUACAAGUUCACGCCUAAGAACCAAUUCAAAACGUUCACAAUUGAGGAGGCAGAGGCACAAUUAAACAAGAAGACCAGAGAAUCCAGAUGGGUCAUGAAGGCCAAUGAGAAGAAAGUGGGAGAACUGAAAGCACCACCUAUGCAUAAGAUGUAUACCGUCAAGUCCGAAAGUAACACCUACAAGAACUCGAGCAAGAACGAGAGACAAGACAUGGAUGAUCUGGACUUCGAGGAAGAUGACCUCUUUCAAGACGAUGACGAGCAGGUAACUGUGGAACCGGACAAGGAUGAAGAUACCAAGGAUGCUCAGGAGAAAAUCAAACGUGAGCAACUAGGUGCAAAUUUCUUCGACCAAGCGGAUGAAUUAGAGGUCGAGAAAGAACUUGAGAAGGAGCUUGAAGAGCAACAAGCUGAAAAGAAACUGGGAAAGAAGACGAGAAAGGCAUUGACGAAGCGCGAGCAGAAUCUUAUAUAUGAAAGUGAUUCUGAUCACCCCUAUUCGGAUUCGAGCGACGAUGAUACCGCGGACGAAGAUAAGCAGAAGGAGAUUGACAAAAAAAAAGAGGAAGAAGCUAAGACCAAAGCUAAGUCCGAGUCAAAGCUACCUUCCGGUGCGUCUUCAAAAGGAACAAAUACCCCAUCUGGUCGACCAAAGCAUACCGAUCCUUUGAAGAAAUCGAAGACCAACCUCAAACGAUCUGGGUCCCCAAAUCUCUCGGAAUCGUCUGGAAAUGAAUCCUCGCGAAAGAAGUUUAAGAAGAAGCAUCACGGCUCUCCUGGCACUUCAGGUACGAGCACUCCGGUUCCAGGAUCUCGGCCUAUGUCUCCUGCCCCUUCAGGAUCACAGUCAGCAUCCAGUCAAGGCCGCAAAUCAUCUGUCGUUAAGCUCAAUGUCAACCCGUCGAAACUCUCGGAAAUUCAAAAGGCUCCACCAAAUCCAAGUCCAGUCCAUGGAGGUUUCAUGAGUGAUGGCGAAGCUACCGGUGGUGAAAUGUCUGACGCCGGUAAGAAGAAAAGGAUCAAGAUUCGAGUUGGUUCGCCUUCUGGAUCCAGAGCAGGCACCCCAGCGCCAGGCAGAGCCGGUUCAAUAGGAGCUGGAGGAAGUCGUGCAGGGAGCCCGGCUGCUCAAGGACAAAUCUGUACAGCAGAUCAAUCGCGCGCCCAGUCGCCUGGCUUGGGCCCCAUCUCAGUCCAGGAAGUCAUUGCCGCUAUUCCAGCAAGUGGUAUCUCGUCGGGAGAUUUGAUGAGGUCGUUUGCGGGACGGGUGGGUGAUAAUCCCGGGCAGACUGACAAGAAGGCGUUCUUCUCGAUGGUUAAGGAGCACUCGAAGUACAGUGCGGAUAAGCUUUUGCGGCCGAAAUAG
This is a messenger RNA of Lachnellula hyalina, 2226 nucleotides long. RefSeq names its product Transcription initiation factor IIF subunit alpha (gene tfg1). Gene Ontology annotation, biological process: positive regulation of transcription elongation by RNA polymerase II; transcription initiation at RNA polymerase II promoter. Gene Ontology annotation, molecular function: TFIIF-class transcription factor complex binding; DNA binding; RNA polymerase II general transcription initiation factor activity. The transcript is spliced from 3 exons. Gene Ontology annotation, cellular component: transcription factor TFIIF complex; nucleus. The record is from RefSeq and is a predicted model, not a curated record. Bases 1 to 2226 code for a protein of 741 amino acids. NCBI's taxonomy places the organism in Eukaryota, Fungi, Ascomycota, Leotiomycetes, Helotiales, Lachnaceae.